AUGGAGAAGGCCCGCACUGUGCUAUACUAUAAGAGCGUUCCAACGAAGUGGUGGGCAGAGGCUGUGAGUACGGCGGUGUAUUUGAUUAACCGUUCCACGAACGCUUCGCACACGGAUAUCACACCCGCCAUGGGGAAUCGUCCAAUGCUCACGAAUGUGGUGCAAACUAACCUUCGGAUUUACACGAUGGUCACCGUCAAGUUGCUACGGCAUGGUGGCAGUGGAGAUGAAGAGAAUUCUAGCGCUGAUGGGUUGGUGCUGCGUAGUUUCUCGUAUUUGAAGGAGUUUGGGGAAUGGAAGACGCCAACACUACCGGAGAAGCGCAACCUUGCGGCGGCUAGUAUUGGAAGUCACCGUGGCCGCUUUGAUUUAACCUCGCAGGACGGCAGUGUGGCCUUGGAAUUGGAAGUACCGACAGGUACAGAUGCACAGACGGAUUAUUAUUUGGUGAAAUAAGCCACCGUGUCGAUUCACAUGCAAGAGUUGUUGCAGCUUCAUUUCAAAUCGCUACGGCCUGUUAAAUCGCUGCCCGAACCUUCACGACGCGAAGUUUGCACCAUUUCGAUCGCAUUCCGAUCAAUGGCAGGAAACUUAACUACACG
Molecule: messenger RNA, 602 nt
Organism: Phytophthora nicotianae INRA-310
Lineage: Eukaryota; Oomycota; Peronosporomycetes; Peronosporales; Peronosporaceae
Exons: 2
Coding region: 1-456 (151 amino acids)
Source: RefSeq, a predicted model, not a curated record